UCUGUCUUGCAGACGUGAUCUCGCCAUGUUGUGGGGUAACAGUCAGAGCUGAAGGAGGCCGGGGAUCCGCAGGCGCCUGAGAGGAGUGAGUGGGAGGAGGAGGGGACUCUGGCUCGUGGGGACUUCAUUGACUAUCACAGACUGGAAAACAUGGAACCGCAGGUGAAUUUGUGUGUGUCCUGUAGAGGAGAGACGCAGAGCUUCCUGGUGUCAGAUUCUGAGAAGACAACCUGGGCUGAUGUGGAAGCAAUGGUGCAGGUGUCUUUUGACCUGAAUGAUAUACAGUUAAAGUAUAUAGACGAGGAUAAUGAAGAGGUAUCUGUGAAUAGCCAAGGUGAAUAUGAAGAAGCUUUAAAGAUUGCAGUAAACCAGGGAGGAAUCCUGCGUAUGAAUGUUUAUGAGCAGCAACCCAGCCAGACAGUCAGAAACCACCAGCUUUCAGAAAGGUCAGAGUGCGGGAUCAUAAGAGAAGCCGAAAUGCCGGUGUUGUAUAAAUCUUUGGUGGCAAGAUCAGCGGCAUCGGAAAGGCAAACGGAAGAACUCUCCACCGGAGCAACGGAAGAACUGUGCCAAAAUGAUGGAGGGGGGAACAUCCAAGCUGCCUGGUUCAUCAAUUACUUGCAGACAGAACAGCACAGUCCAACCACAGACAUUUCGUGUCAGGCUCCCCCAGUCUGGUUCACCAGCUACAUGGACAGAUUCAAGGAGCAAAUCAUACAUGAAACCGUAGAGAAGGUGACACAGAUAAUGAGGGACAGAUUUUCCCAGAGCCAGGAUUGGAUGUCAGAUAGCAGUUCCUCCUCCGCACCUAUUCAAGAACCGGAAAGGGAAACAUCCCUGGGCUCCUUGUAUGAUUGGCUCUUGGCUUGCAGUAACUGCAAGAAAAGGAUCUUGGGCAUACGGUAUCAGUGCAGCACAUGCCCAUCAUUUGGCAUCUGUGAACUGUGUGAGGCUGAAGGCUGUGACCAUGACCCCAAUCAUCUGUUUCUUAAAAUGAGAAGGCCAGUGGAGCCAUGUUCAGAAGCGCGGCAUCCAUCACCUCCUUUCUCUGUGGAACAAGUCCGGUUCCAGAAGCAAAUGCACAAAACAUUCCUGAAAGCUGAGAAGCAACGUCUGCGAGCAGAGAAGCGUCAGCGGAAAGCUGAGGUGAAGGAACUGGAGAAACAAUUAAAGCUGCAUCGUAGAAUCCAUCGCUGGCAUUCCUUAGACUCUUCUCAGCCGCCAACUGACAGCACACACAGCAGUCCUCUUGUAAUUCCUAUAGAGCCAUGCUCCCAGUUCAUCCCCACAUUCAGCGCUGUGUUUGUGGACGAGAACUUACCUGAUGGUACCCACCUACAGCCUGGAACCAAGUUCAUCAAACACUGGAGGAUGAAGAAUACAGGAAAUGUUAAAUGGAACCUCGACACUAAGCUAAAGUUCAUGUGGGGAAAUCUGACUUUAUCGUCUUCUUCUCGGAAAGAGGCUCCAGUUCCCUCUUUGCUUCCCGGUCAGAUGGGCGUCCUGUCUGUAGAAUUCGUGGCUCCGGCCCUGGAGGGAACUUACACCUCUCACUGGCGCUUGGCACAUAAAGGGGAGCAAUUUGGACCUCGCAUUUGGUGCAGUAUCAUUGUGGACUCCCUUCCUUGUACUGAGAAUUUGGAGGAUGUGGAAAAAGAGAUGUCUUCCAUUAAGAUAAGCAGCCAGAUGGACAAGGAGGAGGUGCAGGAAGGCUGCAGUGCUCAUGUUACACAGCAGGUUGGAGGAGGCACAGAUAAAGAGAUGUUGUCCAGUCACCUGAGGAGCGCACACAGUGACCAGGAGGUGUACAUCCCAUCUGUAGAUCUCCUCACUGCCCAAGACUUGCUGUCAUUUGAGUUAUUGGAUAUAAACAUCGUACAAGAACUGGAACGUGUUCCUCACAAUACUCCAGUUGAUAUGACCCCAUGUAUGUCUCCUCUGCCACAUGAUGGCCCCUUAAUUGAGAAGCCUGGUCUUGGCCAAAUUAAAGAAGAGAGUGAUGGGGCUGGAUGUAAGAUCAGGGCUGGUAAAAGAGCCAACGAGGAUAUGGAGGGCCCAAGCACUCAAGAGGAAGCUGAAGAGGAUAUUAGUGGGACUCAGUUCGUUUGUGAAACUGUUAUGAGGAGUCUGACUUUAGACGCCGCUCCAGACUACAAUCCACCUCAAAAGAAGUCCUCUCUUCACAGUUCUGUACAGUCCUCUCCACAAUCAAGUUUCAACUACAGUGUGAAGUCUGAUGAGGAUGUGACUCAGAAGAGCUCUCGUUCACGCAGCAGGCCAGUUGUACUGGAGACAACAGACACAAAUGCUCCAAAGACACCUGAUAGAGAUAUUACAGCAAUGGUAGAUGCUCCACCAGUAGAUCUCUAUGAUAUAGAGCCACAGAUUCCAGACGAGCAUCAAAGAGAUGAAGUGGAAAGCCAGGCAUCCUCUGAUUCUUCUGAAGAUUAUAUCAUCAUUCUGCCUGAGUGCUUUGAUACCAGCCGUCCCCUUGGGGAGUCUAUGUACAGCUCAGCCCUUUCCGAGUCACAGGGUGACAAAGAGAAAGACACCAGAGUGAACGAUGAGACCUAUGAGGGGGGCUGCCCAGUCCACACCCACAGCAUUAAUGACAUUCUCACCACCUCCCAGACACUAGAUGCCGUACCUCUCACCCCUGAAGUGAUUACACCAUCUCCCCAGUUGAGGUCUCCACCAGAAAAUGAAGUUAUACCCGAGGUGACAGAAGAGAUGAUGUCAUCAGGUAUUGGAGCAGCAGUUGCCGAGCAAGCAGCCACAGCCUCCACUGAGAUUACAGCAAGUCCUCAACCUUCAGAAGCUUCUCCUCCUCCUAGAUCAGUCUUCGACCACACCAGGCAGCACUCUAGAGGCAGUAUUGCUGGUGGUCUGGUGAAGGGGGCGCUGUCUGUGGCUGCCUCAGCUUAUAAAGCUUUAUUUGUUGGUCAACAGGAAACUGCUAUGCCCCAGUGUUCAGAGGAACAGGCUGGAGCCAUGAUGGCUGUGCUUCUGGAGAUGGGAUUCUGUGACCGUCAGCUCAACCAGCGUCUCCUGCGCAAACACAACUACAACCUCAUGGAUGUAGUAACAGAACUGAUACAGAUCAAUGACAAUGACUGGUAUUCUGCCCGUUACUGAGGUGGAGGGACAGCACUUUCAUUAAAUUGUCAGAGCAUUUGCACGGCA
Messenger RNA from Bufo gargarizans (Asiatic toad), 3183 nucleotides. RefSeq names its product NBR1 autophagy cargo receptor (gene NBR1). Gene Ontology annotation, biological process: macroautophagy. Gene Ontology annotation, cellular component: phagophore assembly site. Bases 151 to 3135 code for a protein of 994 amino acids. NCBI's taxonomy places the organism in Eukaryota, Metazoa, Chordata, Amphibia, Anura, Bufonidae. The transcript is spliced from 23 exons. Gene Ontology annotation, molecular function: zinc ion binding; ubiquitin binding. The record is from RefSeq and is a predicted model, not a curated record.